GUGAGGCAAGAGCAGAGCGCGGAGCUGCUGUAACACAUCCUCUCUCUGCAAACUUCCUCUGACAACCGAGGCUCCAUUCACUUUAUUUUGCUUUUAUGGAAAAUGUAUUGGAGUUACAUUUGAUGAUUUUGCAAUAUCAGAAAUUGGAUUUCAUGCAGCAGAAAGGACAUUUUGGAUUAUAUCUGGAUUAAUUUAAGUUUUUGGAGCAUUUAUAGACGGACUCUGGAGUUUGGACGCCAGGGCCCUUCAGUUUAUUGUCAUGAUUUUUUAGUGAUUUUUUUUUUUGAAUGCCAGGUGUAAUUUUCAUUAAAGCGCACAGAGCCACAGCCUCUCUCUGCUAUGGAAAACAUCACCAUAGAUAAUAUGACUGUGGGGAAUGACACGUCGGUGCAGGACAAUGAGACCCUGGGUGUUUGGACUGACUACACUGUUGAGUAUAAAGUGGUCAGUGUGUUUUUGGUGUCCCUCAUAUGCGGGGUGGGGAUCGUGGGGAAUGUGAUGGUCAUCCUAGUGGUCCUGACCACCAAACAUAUGCGGACUCCCACUAACUGUUACCUGGUGAGCCUGGCUGCGGCUGACCUGAUGGUCCUGACGGCCGCCGGGCUGCCCAACAUCACCGACGCCCUGCACGGUCAGUGGGUGUACGGUUACGCGGGCUGCCUGGGCAUCACCUAUUUCCAGUACCUGGGGAUAAACGCGUCCUCGUGCUCCAUCACCGCCUUCACCGUGGAGCGCUACAUCGCCAUCUGCCACCCCAUCAAAGCGCAAUUUCUGUGCACUUUAUCCAGGGCAAAGAAAAUCAUCAUGCUGGUGUGGGCGCUCACUUCUGUCUACUGCGUCAUGUGGCUCUUUCUGUCAGACACUAAAAAGUUGGUGUACGACAACGUGGUGCUGCUCAGCUGCGCAUACAAAGUGUCCAGGAGUCACUACCUGCCCAUUUACUUCACAGAUUUCGCGGUGUUUUACGUGCUGCCUCUCAUGCUGGCCACAGUCCUGUACGGACUGAUCGCCAGGAUACUUUUCCUGAACCCGCUGCCGUCAGAUCCCAAGGACAGCACCAAGAAGUGGAAGAAGGAGACGAGUCAGGGUGGGAGGAUGAUCAGCGCCAGCUCCUCCAGCAGCGCCACGGCUGCCUCCCGCAGACAGGUGACCAAGAUGCUUGCUGUGGUGGUGAUCCUCUUCGCCUUACUGUGGAUGCCCUACAGGACCUUAGUGGUGGUCAACUCCUUCUUGGAGAAGGCCUACCUGGACACCUGGUUCCUGCUCUUCUGCCGUCUCUGCAUCUAUCUAAACAGUGCCAUUAACCCGGUCAUCUACAAUGCCAUGUCCCAGAAAUUCCGUGCUGCCUUUAAGAAGCUGUGUCACUGUGGCCCUCAGCGCAUGGAGAAACCAGCUUCUUACAGCGUGGCGCUCACCUAUAGUGUCAUCAAAGAGACGUCCAAUGGGGAAAGUCCCGACCACUUCACUACAGAAAUGGACGAGCUAAACACACCAACAGAUCAAUACCUACCUUCCAGCAUCCUGCCCAACACAAAGAGGAUGCCGUAUGAGGAGCCUUCCCUGCCUGGAAGUGAUGUCAAAGCCUGACUAAAAACAAACGCACUCCGCUAUCAGAGAGUCUGAGAGCUGCAGUAUUGAUUCAGUCACCCAUUGGACAAGUUUUAUUUAAGUACACUGACACCUCCAGUUUAAUUUCUCUAAGAUUUUUUCUCUCAGAAAUGUUUCUUUUGUCUGACAAGCACAUUUCUGCCAUAUAGGUGAAAGCAGUUAUCAUGAGCUCUCUACGAUAUGCACAGCACUGAAGAGGGAGGAAAAGAAUCCUGCUCAAUGUAAAGAGCCGGAUGUGAUGCAUCGAACCCUUAUGAUAAAAUGCAGAGACACCUUUCUAUAAACAUUAACUUGUUACAGGAAAAGCAGUUUGUCAUCAAGUUCAUCCUACAGUUUUAUGACUGGUUUGGUUAAAACAGACCACCUCCCCAUCAUUUCUUCCUCUCAAGUCUAAACAGAACCAGACCCUGUCAAAUCAGAAGUGGAUAAUUUAGGGCUGGGUGACGUCAAUAUUUAGCAUAAAUGAAAUUACUACUUCACCACAUCCUGCUGAGUUUAAGAUUAAAAUUCCCCAUUAGAGUGCAGAACAAGAAAUAUCACAGCCUAAGCACAUAUGGUGCUAAAUACACAAAGGCAUAUUCAGUUAAUUCAACCAACCUUGUUACCUAAUUUGGGAAGGAUGCUAUCUGUUUCUAAAAGACUAGUUUUGGGCAGUAAGACAUUUUAACAUGUUACAUUAGUUACUAAUCCCAUUAGGGCUCUGUUACUUUGACAGUUUGCAGGUGGAUUUUGGAGUUUGAUAGAAGGCUGACAUGAGUUUGUUCACUGUGCGUUAGGUGGACUGAUCCGGUACGUGCUAGCUCGGUUGGGGGCUGGAGAUCUGGGGACACGUUUAGAAAAAAGAAACUCUCAAGUCAUCUAAUUUACAUUAUUUUUUAUUUUUUUUGUAAAUGGCAACAUAUUAGCUGUUUUGCUAAUGGCACCCACUGGGUAAAGCUACGCUCAGAAAUAAGCAGGUUUUGUUUACAGUUGUGCAGGAGUGAUUGAACCAUGCAGCUUCAUUGUGAGGACGGGUCUUCAUGCAGUCAUUGUUAACCUAGAUGAUGAUAGUGAGUAAAUACCUACAGACUGUAGGCUGGCUGUUUGUUAAACCACACUGUCUUAUUUCCUUUAUUUAUUUUUACCGUCUUUUUUCCGUGUUCUUCUCCUACACAUGUUCCAUAUAUAAGAUGUAACGUGUGUGUAUGUGUGUGUGUGUGUGUGUGUGUGUAAUUACUUUUUCUGUUGAGUAAUCAGUAAAGUAACUUGGUCACCUUUUACCUGAGUGAUUUGUAUUGAGUAAAUGACUAAAUGUUUUUCAAGUAACUGACCCCACACUGGCUAUGACCAGUUGGAAAGAGCUUUGUUUCUGUGUUGGGAUGCUGUCUCUGACUAACUAAUCAAGAAAUUUUUUUUACGGUGAUCUGUUUAUAUUGUUUACAUUGCCCAUCCCUAGAAUAUCAUAAUACCAACUCAGCUUUACCCAGGUUCUUUCAGAUUACUUGUAGCAAACGUAUUCCCUCUUUGUUCAUAUACCUCCCAGCCAGAAGCCAUGUAAUCCAAAUGAAUCCAAAUGAAUCCAAAUGCGCAACAUCGUGACAUUUUAAUCUCGCUACCACAGAGAAAGCACAGACACGGCGUAACAUGACCUUUUUUAAAAAGGUCCGAGCAAAGAAAGGGGCAGAUAUUACAGACACUCAACCUCCUGUGUUAUUUAAAAAAAAAAAAAAAUCAUCUGAACACUAAUGAUUUCUGCAGGGACUUAAGUCUUAACAGUGACAGACACACCAAAGCCUUAUGUUGCUUUGGUCACUGUGAAGAUGGGCCACUGUGGACUCUCUGUGAGGAGCCUGUGAAGGUCAGUGGCCAGUGUAUAAUAAUGAGGGUGACAUGUGUAACCCUGAUGUGCAGACAGAGGGGCUGUUCGUCGAGGGGUCAAAUAACUGUCGUGGCAGUAAUUCACUGAUAUUGGCUGGGAUUGCAGAGUGCAGCACUUUUCUGUGAUUUAUCUGCUCAGCAAAACCCACAGAGCAAUGACGGAAUGUGUAAAUAGAUCACGACAAAGUGCCAUACACAAGCUGGUGCAAUUCAGUAUGUAUAUAGCUCACCCUGCUAUUAAAAGAAUUUCCUGCUGUUUCUUUGAGCUACGUAUAUGUGUAAAUUGAAGAGCACUCAGAGGGAAUGAAUACUGAGCAAACUCAAUGAAAGGAACCUGUACCAUACUGAACAGCAGGCUUUUUUUUGUCUAUAUUGUAAACUUGGCUGAAAUUGAUUGUGCAGUGUAAUGUGAAAUUAAUUCAAUAUUGUGUUUUCAAAUGUGUGCCAGCAAGUGCAUUUUUAAAAUAAUGGCUUAUUUGAUCCCCUGUUCCAUCAGUGUGUUUUCUAUCAUUUCACACCAUUCAGUGGAAGCUAAGUGGAACAGCUGAGAAAACAUAGGUGUUAGUUAAUAUAGUUUUGUAGCAUAAAGUACCUCUAAUUUGUGCACUUUUAUUCAUUUCUACCUUUGGUCUCAGUUGAAACGUAUUUCAUUUUUUGGGAAACUACCAUGCAGUAGUGAUGGAGAUGUUCUCUGUUCUGCAUGGCAUGCUGUCUCCAGCAUGAGCACAAGCUUUUGUGAUGUGAACACAGAGAUGACAAAACCUGAUACCUGAUGUAUUUCCAGCUGAGGUGGCGCUUUAUGCACAUUUCUGUCUCCAUGUAGCGUUAUUCUGCUCUUGUUGUUUGAUGGAUUGUUUUGUAUUUUGUAUUGUUCUUUGUCUAUAAUAAACACAAUAAUUGUA
Molecule: messenger RNA, 4367 nt
Organism: Seriola aureovittata
Lineage: Eukaryota; Metazoa; Chordata; Actinopteri; Carangiformes; Carangidae
Gene: trhra
Product: thyrotropin-releasing hormone receptor a
Exons: 2
Coding region: 340-1587 (415 amino acids)
Biological process (GO): phospholipase C-activating G protein-coupled receptor signaling pathway
Cellular component (GO): membrane
Molecular function (GO): thyrotropin-releasing hormone receptor activity
Source: RefSeq, a predicted model, not a curated record